AUGAAGAGAAAAUCGUGUGGGCGGGCGGCGGUGGCGCGGGACCGGCAGUAUGGCGAGGGGGCGGGUCUGAUCCUGCUGGACGAGGUGCAGUGCGGGGGGAAGGAGAGCUCCCUGCUGGCCUGUGGCCACGCCCCCUGGGGGCGCCACGACUGCUCCCACAGCGAGGACGUGGGAGUGACCUGCCAGCCCGCCCCCGAGAACAACGACAUGCCUGCCCCCCCCACCCCCACCGGCCCGCUGGUGCGUCUGGUGGCGGGGGAGAGCCGGAGGGAGGGCCGGGUGGAGGUCUUCCUGGGGGGUCAGUGGGGGAGUGUCUGUGAUGACGGCUGGAACGACCUCAACGCUGCAGUGGUCUGCAGACAGCUGGGAUACAUGGGCCCAGCGAAGGGCCGCUCGAUGGCGUACUUUGGUGAGGGGCGUGGCCCGAUCCACCUGGACAAUGUCAGGUGCUCGGGGGCGGAGUCUUACCUGGGGGCGUGUCCCGCCGAGGGCCAGGGCGACGCCCACAACUGCCGGCACAGCGAGGACGCCGGAGUGAUCUGCGACUACAAGGCGGAGCCGGCCGGGAUCACCGCGGCAACGCACGCCACCUGCGGCGUCCGGCUCAACAACCAGCGGCGGCGCAGGCGCAUCGUGGGAGGAGACAAGUCCCUCAGGGGAGACUGGCCCUGGCAGGUGUCUCUGUGGCUGAAGUCUCUGUCCAAGGGAAACCAUCCCCUGUGCGGAGCCACGCUGAUCAACUCCUGUUGGGUCGUCACGGCGGCGCACUGCUUCAAAAGGUUCGGCAGGGACCCCGCGCGCUACAUGCUACGGCUAGGCGACUACCACACGGUGGAGCAGGACGACUUCGAGCGAAGCCUGACCCCGGAGCGCAUCGUGAUCCACAGGAAGUACCUGAGCCAGGGCUGGGAGUACGACAUCGCUCUGCUGCGGCUGAAGGGCGAGGAGGGGGGUUGCGUGGCCUCCAACCCCCACACGGGGCCCGUGUGUCUGCCGGCCCCGGGGCCCAAGCUGAGCGCCAAGAGGCCCGCGGCCUGUGUCAUCACUGGCUGGGGCAUCACAGACUCGGAGUACUCCCGCACCCUGCUACAGGCCUGGGUCCCCCUGCUGCCGUCCUGGAAGUGCAAGAAGCGCUACGGCGACCGCUUCACCAGCCGCAUGAUCUGCGCCGGCAGCGUCUCCGAGCACCGCCGCGUUGACAGUUGCCAGGGCGACAGUGGCGGCCCCCUGGUGUGCCAGGGGGAGGGGGGCCAGUGGGCACUGACGGGGGUCAUCUCGUGGGGUCACGGCUGCGGACACCCCUCUUACCCGGGCGUGUACACCCGGGUCAGCCGCUUCCUGCGCUGGAUCGACCAGGUGACCGGCAAGCCCUCCAAACACUGAACGCCGCCGCCGCCGCCAUGAUGACCACGGCGAUGGCGGCGUCGCCGUGCGGCGGAGGCGGUAACCGUGGUUACCACGGGACUUCACGGGACGUAGUGGGGGGGGGGGGGGCUGGGGACAUGUUUGUGUUUAGGGGUGAUCAUCACACUGGUUCUAUGUACUGUAGACACCCAGGAAGUAGGUACGCCGUAGGUCUGGGUGCCUCUGGGAUUCUGAGGGCACCCAAAGCUAAACAAAGACACUAAUUGAGUAACAUCUGGCUGAUCUGUCGUAGGACAGAUGUGUAUGAAGAUAUACAUGUGAGUAUAUGGAUAUGUCUGUCGCCCUGACGGGGGUUCAGCUUUUUGGAAUGGGGCGUACAGCCGUGACGUGGAGACCCAUGGUGUACCCACUACAGUGUGGGCGUCUACACUGAGGUAUCACCCGGCCUUGGCCGGGUGAGUAUUUACGCGAUGCCCGCUCGCUCCAUCCAUGCCCGGGUAUCCUCUCACGUCGCCCAUCCUCAUGUUGCUCCAGGCCCCGGUACCGUGUCCUGGUAAGCAUGCGCCGUUGUUGUCAGUGCUAGAGGCAGGUUACUGUAUUUGCUUCUGUGUGGCUCUCUGCAUGUGCCAUGGAAACAUGCCAACACCACCACCACCACCACCACCUCCUCACCAGUAGUGAGACAGUACAUGCACUAUGGCUGCUCCAUGCAUCCUUUAUAACCCAGUAUGGAUCCCCAUAGUGUUAGCCUGGGGAUCAGGGGGGUAAGGGUCUCAUCUGACUGACGAUUGAUGAGGCUUGUCUGUGUUUUGGAUUUGUACAUAUUUGACAAUCUGUGCGUGUUAUUGUGUUUCCUGAACAUUCCUGUUGUGUUGUACACACUUCCACUGCCUUCUCUUCCUGGUUAUUCACACCGCCGGUCAAACCGUUCAACCUGAGGACUCACAGGACGGGUCCGGCUGCUGUUGUUUUAUUCAAGGAGAUUAAAGAUGCUGAUGGUAAGAUUUAAGAGUAGAAAGAGAGAGAGAGAGAUAGUAAAUAAAGAGUUAAAGAUUUUUUAACAAAUACAACGCAGAAAAUUCAAUGUUCUCAAUUCUCCACAACAAUAACAAUACAACUGCUGACGACCAUUUCUCCAAAAUGACUCUCGAAUAAUAACAGCUCUCAAAUCUUACCUACUUCACCUUUAAGGUUAGCUUAAGAAAAUCUUAUUUUUUUCAUUGUGCUGUUCAUUAAGGGGGCCUUCAUACGAAAAAAAAAAACAUUUUCCAAAAAAGACAAAAGAACUACAAUGUGAUUAUGAACCAUCACAGGAGGGAGAUGGCCGAGUUCCUACAUCGCCAACAAUGCAUCAGAAGCUGCAGUAACUGUCUUGUUCACGUGCUGAUCUCUCUCUGUAUUGUUUACUUGGCUUGAAUAAAAGUCCUUCCUUCCUGCCA
This is a messenger RNA of Gadus macrocephalus (Pacific cod), 2804 nucleotides long. Its product is annotated as neurotrypsin. The record is from RefSeq and is a predicted model, not a curated record. Gene Ontology annotation, biological process: proteolysis. The transcript is spliced from 7 exons. Gene Ontology annotation, molecular function: serine-type endopeptidase activity. Gene Ontology annotation, cellular component: membrane. Lineage: Eukaryota; Metazoa; Chordata; Actinopteri; Gadiformes; Gadidae. The coding region runs from base 1 to 1383 and encodes 460 amino acids.